AUGACGAUUGGCCUAGAGGCCUUGCAGCUGGGAGCUGUGGGUCAGGGGAGGGACUUGGGGUCCAGGCAGUGCUGUCCCAGAUGGGGGAGUGACUGGUCACCCUCGGACGGCUCCACCGGCGAGACUGCUGCUCACAGCCGGCGCCAGGCUGAGGGCUGGGGCUGCCCCGUGCUGCCCCUGACGUGGGCCUGUGCGUGCAGGACAGAGGGUCAGCUGUGUCCCCUCGUUGCAGCACCACCUCGUGCCGGAGCCAGGCGUCCCUGUGCUUCCCGCUCUGACGCGCCCCAGAGCCGCCUCCAGAGCUGUGCCUUCACCCUGGUGUCCGGCGGGCGCCCCGAGGCACUGCUUCCAGCCUUUCCUGUGCUUGUCACUGAGACUCCGUGGGAGCUGCCGCUGGGCCUCCUGCUGCACCACCAGGCGACGAUCCCCUCGGCCUCCUGUGGGGACUCUGCCCGGGGCCUGGACAGCAGCUGGGAGCAGUGCACCCUGUGUCCCUGUGUGGGGCCACCCAGUGCCUGGUCUCGCGUCCAGGCUGUGGCAGGGAUCCUGGAGCCCAACGUGGACCUGGAGGCCGAGGAAGGGAACGUGGUGUGCCCAACACCACUGCCUGAGACCACCCAAGUGCCACGUCGGUGCAGCCUGGACAGCGGGGAGCAGGGAGCAGGCUGUGUUCCCGUCCCCAGCCCCGGUAGCCCUGCCACGAGGGACAUGGAACCCAAGGACCAGCAGCUCACGGUAGCGCUUCGGAUCCGCCCGCUCAAUGACACAGAACAGGAGGAGGGAGCCAGCGUCAUCGCCCACAAAGUGGGUGACCAGAUGGUGGUGCUCAUGGACCCGGGCGAGGACCCUGAGGACACGCUGCGCGCACACCGGUCCCGGGAGAAGACCUUCAUCUUUGACACCGUCUUCGACCAGCACGCAUCGCAGGGGGACGUGUAUCGUGCCACCACCCAGCGCCUGGUGGACGGCGUCGUCUCCGGAUACAACGCCACGGUGUUCGCCUACGGCCCCUCAGGGGCCGGGAAGACGCACACGAUGCUGGGCAUGGACGCGGAGCCCGGCAUCUACCUGCAGACCCUCGCCGACCUCUUCCGGGCCAUCGAGCGGACCCGGGACAGCGUGGACUCCAGCGUGUCCAUGUCUUACCUGGAGAUCUACAACGAGGUGAUCCGGGACCUGCUGAACCCGUCCUCGGGGCUCCUGGAGCUGAGGGAGGACGCCAGGGGCAGCAUCCAGAUCGCGGGCAUCACGGAGGUCUCCACCUCGAAUGCCCAGGAGAUCAUGCAGCUCCUCACCAGAGGCAACCGGCAGCGCACGCAGGAGCCCACGGCCGCCAACAGGACGUCCUCGCGCUCCCACGCGGUGCUGCAGGUCUCCGUGCGCCGGCAGGGCCGCGGCCACCACCUGGCGGAGGCCGUGCGCGUCGGGAGGCUGUUCCUGGUGGACCUGGCGGGCUCGGAGCGGGCAUCCCAGACCCAGAACCGCGGCAAAAGGAUGCAGGAGGGCGCGCACAUCAACCGCUCGCUGCUGGCGCUGGGCAACUGCAUCAACGCGCUCAGCGAGAGGGGCGGCGGCCGCACGCAGUACGUGAACUUCAGGGACAGCAAGCUCACACGCCUGCUCAAGGACGCCCUGGGAGGGAACAGCCGGACGGUGAUGAUCGCCCACAUCAGCCCCGCCAGCACGUCCUUCGAGGAGUCGAAGAGCACCCUGCUGUACGCGCACAGAGCCAAGAGCAUCAGGACGCGGGUCAAGCGCAACCUGCUGACCAUGUCCUGCCCUCUGGACCAGGACACGGAUGUCAUCUCCGACCUGCGCAGGCAGAUCGAGCACCUCAAGUCCAAGAUCGAGAGGCAGGAGCACAGGAGAGGCGAGGCCGGGAUCUCGGACGCUGGAGUCGCGAUGCCCGCCCAACACCUGGAGGAGGACAGCCGCCUGCAGAUGAACGAGACCCGGGCCCAGCUCGCAGGGACCUUCCAGGAGCAGCUGGAGAUGGCGCGCAGCCCGGUGGAGCUGGAGGACGCCAACAUGGAGCUGCACGCCGACGUGUCCCAGCACCUGCUGGCCAUUGCAGACUGGGAGCGGGAGAAGACCCCCCACCACGCCCAGGACGAGGUACCCGAGGGGCACGAGCAGCAGGCGGUGGCCGACGCAGCUGGGGAUGAGGGCGAGUCCGCAGAGCCCCACGAGGGAGCGCUGGCCGGAGAGGAGGUCUCCCUGCUGCUGGCCGCGCCACGGGAAGCCGUGGCCCUGCAGGCGCGGCUGGAGGAGCGGCUUCUGUGCCGCGCGCAGGAGCUGGAGGCAGAGAACGCAGCGCUGCAGGCCGGCCGCCUGCACGGGGCGCACCUGCUGGCGCAGAGGGACCUGCUCAUCGGGCGCCUCCGCCAGCACCAGCUGCUGUGCGAGCGGAUCAUCCGGGACCAGCGGCAGCUCAUUCAGGACGCCGGCCUCCCCGUGCCCGCGGCGCUGGACGAGCGCUACGGCCUGUACGCGCGGGAGCUGCGCGGGGGCCCGCUGGACCGCCUGCUGCUGCUGCACUCGGCCACGGCCGCGGCCAGCUCCCUGCCCGAUGGCGCUGUGGGGAGCACAUCUCCACCCCCGGAGGAGGCCCCGGAGACCAGGCCCACAGGAAGGGCCCCCGGGGGCGCCCCUUUUGAGCUGCCGCAGAUGCUGCUGGAGACGGACAGCCUUGGUUUCAGGGUGUCGAAACAGUGGGGGAGGCAGGCUGCCCUCGCCCCGCCGCCCCUCCGCAUCCUGCUCACGCCGCCAGCGCACGAGCGGCCCGGCCCUCUGAGGGCGAAGCCCGUGGCCUCCAGGCUGAGCUCCCCGGCCGGCCCGGACCUCGCGGAGGUGGCCGCGAGCACCAAGAGCAUCGCCCUCCUCGCGGCCUCCCGGCGCUGCCAGGCCCAGGACCGGGAGGGCGGCAGCGGCCGCUCCUCGCUCCACCUUCCGGACUCCAGGGACACGAGCCCAGCAGGCAGCAGGCGGCCCCGUGCCAGCCCCGGCCGGGAGGGCUCCGCAGAGAGGACGGCCCGGAGCAGGCGGUCCCCUGGCUUCAGCCCAGGCGUGCGGCCGGUGGGUGGACAAGGGCCUCGCGUCCGGUCCCAGGGGUCGAGGUGGACAGCAGAGAGGGGUGUAUGGUCACUGGACCCCGUGCUCCUAGAGCAGACGGGCACACAGUCGGCGUUGAAGCAGUGCUUGGGUUCAUCUCAACGUGACCCUGAUGUGAUCCUCCCGACCUGCUCCCCACACCCUGCCCUGCUGUGUGACUCCCCCCUGCAGGCAACGGAGAAGCCCCAGCCCCCCUCCCCGGCGCGUUGGGAUGAGAGCCAGACGCCCGCUGCACCCCAUCAGCCGUCAAAGUCCUCGGGCCUCUUCCCUGCUGUCCCCACGGCCUCCAAGACGAAGCCCGGCCCCCACGCAGGGUCUGCAGACAGUGGAGGCCAAGGCCGCAGCCCGCUGCCCCCCAGCAGCCCUCGCAGGCCCCGGGGCCGCAGCGCCAAGGGCCGGAGAAGACCCCUGUGAGGACGGCAGGCAGAGCGGGGGCCAGAGCGCCGGUCCGGGCGCGGCCCUGCCCCGAAGCUGGAUAGAGAGACGGGCCUGGCAGGGAAACAGAGGCAGCCUGCCCGCUUCCUGCAGCCUUAGCGCCAGCAGCGAUCUCAGCA
Messenger RNA from Myotis daubentonii (Daubenton's bat), 3665 nucleotides. RefSeq names its product kinesin-like protein KIF19. Gene Ontology annotation, molecular function: ATP binding; microtubule motor activity; microtubule binding. The record is from RefSeq and is a predicted model, not a curated record. Gene Ontology annotation, biological process: microtubule-based movement. Lineage: Eukaryota; Metazoa; Chordata; Mammalia; Chiroptera; Vespertilionidae.